UUAAAAUUAAAUAAAGGACAAAUAAAUUGUAUAAUAGUUAUUUAAUAAAUUUUUAAAAGCGAAAUACAUAAAAAUGUCACUUCUACAGCACACAGGGAAAAUUUUUUGUGCAGGAAAAACAGCUUUGACCGGAUUUCAAAAUGCAAAGAGAAAUCUUAUGUCAAAAAGUCUUUAUUAUAGUGAAUUUGGGGAUCCGCUUAACGUGGUUAAGUUUAGGGAAAUGGAAGUACCUCCUCUGAAAAGCCAAGAAGUCCUAGUCAGGAUGUUAGCAGCACCAGUCAACCCUGCAGACAUUAAUACCAUUCAAGGAAAAUACCCUGUAAAGAUUGCCUUACCUGUUAUACCAGGAAAUGAAGGGGUAGGAGUUGUGGAAGAAGUUGGCAGUGAAGUAAAAAAUAUAUGUGCUGGGAAUAGAGUAAUAGUAACAGAGCCCAUGCAAGGCACUUGGCGGGACAUUGGUGUCUUCGGUAAAGAUGUUUUGCGGGUUGUUCCUGAUGAAUUAGGAUUAGUGGAAGCAGCUACACUGACAGUCAACCCUUGCACUGCAUAUAGAAUGUUGACAGAUUUCAAAAAUGUGAGAAAUGGCCAAGUUGUUAUACAAAAUGGUGCAAACAGUGCAUGUGGACAAAAUGUCAUUCAAAUAUGUAAAGCUUGGGGUAUUAAAAAUAUAAAUAUUGUCAGGAAUAGACCUGAAAUCAAGGACCUUAAAAGAUACUUAGAGUGUUUGGGUGCUACGUAUGUACUGACUGAGGAGGAACUAAGAACUACAACUUUGUUUAAAGAAAAGCAAAUUGCAAAGCCAAUAUUGGCUCUAAACUGUGUAGGCGGGAAAAGUGCACUAGAAGUUGUAAGGUAUUUAGAAAAGACAGGUGUGAUGGUAACUUAUGGAGCUAUGUCAAGAGAUCCAGUGACCAUUCCAAAUUCUGCACUUAUUUUUAAAGACAUAUCAUUCCAUGGAUUUUGGAUGACAGCCUGGAAAGAAAAAGCUUCAAUGGAUGAAAAAGAAAAAAUGAUGGCAGAUAUUGUCAGUUUGAUGUGUGAGAAAAAACUUGUAGGGCCAGUCCAUAAAAUGGUAAAAUUUGAGAAAUAUGAAGAAGCUGUUGGUAAUGCAUUGUCAUCUAAAGGCUUCACAGGCUGUAAAUACAUUCUAGAUUUUAGUUGCUAGGUAUAAAGCGGUUCAAUAUUGUGUUUAUUAAAAUGCAAGGAUGAUAAUGUAGAUGUUAUAUGUGAUAAGAUAAUAAAAUCAUACAAACAAUUGAUUAUA
Pararge aegeria (speckled wood butterfly) is the source of this 1264-nucleotide messenger RNA. RefSeq names its product enoyl-[acyl-carrier-protein] reductase, mitochondrial-like. Gene Ontology annotation, molecular function: trans-2-enoyl-CoA reductase (NADPH) activity. The record is from RefSeq and is a predicted model, not a curated record. The transcript has 2 exons. The coding region runs from base 74 to 1165 and encodes 363 amino acids. Gene Ontology annotation, cellular component: mitochondrion. Lineage: Eukaryota; Metazoa; Arthropoda; Insecta; Lepidoptera; Nymphalidae. Gene Ontology annotation, biological process: fatty acid metabolic process.